AAGCGAAAUGGCACCACAAAAGUAAAUAAUUCCUCCUCGACGAUCGAGCAAAAGACGAUUGCUUCAUUGCACAUGUGUAUGCACCCGGCGGGGCGGUCAACGAUCCGCAACUCCGUGGGGCAUCAUCACCGCCGUCAGCCAGUCAACGAACCACGGCUUCGUGAUGUUAUGAAAUGUGUGUGUGUGUGCUUUUUCUUUCUGAUUUAGACCAUUUGGUAAGCGUGUUACAACCCGGACACAACAACGUGCCUGGUGAUCGACUUGAUGAUCGAACCAUACAACGUACAAACACACAUACCGACAAAUUCGCAACCCUUCUGGCAUUUACGACACGGAUUUACCCGUGGUGGAUUUUUUUAUUUGUCCAAAAACUCCCUUUCCCCACUGGGAUUUGCGUGUCUUAUACAGUGACGCGUUAUGGCAGAUGAAUCACAGCCUCAUGUUUUCUUUUCGUUUUAGGCUGUUGCGUGAUCUUGCACGAUUCUUAUUUUGCCUAAAUAAACGCGUAGAAAUUAGGCAACUGGGUUAAUUCUAUUCGCUAAUCGAAUGAUCUAGCAUGCAUCGGUGGUUUUGCGAUUCGCGGACAGCGAACGAUUGCAACAUCUUUGCUAAAGAUCCAUCACACAGCAAAGUUCGAACGAUCACUGAUUUUUCCUUGCGCAUUCGGGGUGGUUUUGGGAAGUUUUUUUUUCAGUCGAAUGCAUGAGAUCCGAGAGACAAGGUCACGGGAUGGUAAUUGCAUUACGGCAACGAAAGUUUGUCCGGCGCGUUGUUUUGCGCCGAUCGAGGCAGGUGGAAUGAUGCGUGUGUGAUGAUAGUGCGGUUCGCUAGUGUUAUCGCGUUUUGCCGAAGCGGCUACGCAUUAAUUACCCGUCGUAACGUUGCCUCCAUCAAUCAACGUUAACAAUUCGCAUAGCCAACAAUCGCUCUAGCAGUACGCUCAUGUGUGAGUGCAUUAUCGCACUUUAAAACCACAAUAGAUUAAUGGCAAAUUUCGAUUUGUUUAUUUAUUUGUUCACAUUAGCGCCCUAUCAGAGGAGGCUCUCUCUUUGUUUGUACAGAUAGUGGUGAUUAAAAUUAGUCUUUUUUAUUAUUUUAAUUUAAAUAAGCUUAUCACAUAAUUAACAUACGCGUAUAAUAAUCGUUUACCAGACACUUAUCGUUCUAUCAUCGCGAACGUGCCUUUGUUUUCAUUUGUACGAGUUUUGAAUCGUAUUCUUUCGUACCGUUUAGAGGGGCGCUUUCGUUACUUCAAGUAAAGUUUCUGCGUGCUGCCCUUCUGCAUCAGCUCGGUUGCAGCUGUCAAAUUCUUAGCAAAAAGAAAAGCUCAAAAUCGGGUGAAAGCAAGUGCGCUCUGCUAUUGGUAUUUUUCGUUCGCAUAUUGAAAAGAAAAUCGUGCUAAAGUUUGCCUCUUUGUUGCGGAAAAUGCUAUUCCUGUUCACGUGAACCGAAAUCUUGUGGUGCCCUAGUAACACCGUACGUUAAAAGCUGUCCAUCAUGCCGUGGUGCGAUUAAGAAAUAAUCAAUUUGUAAAGCUUGUUUCAGACGCCGGAAUGGAAGAUGAAACCAUGUUUGGUGAAAAGCAAUCGAUACGGGACUCGGCCCGCUCGCUAAAGAAGUACGGCAGCAUAUCCGGCGGAAGUCGAAGCCCGGCCGCACUGCAGCCCACCGACGCAUUGAUACGGCACGACGUCGAGCGGACCGACACGCUGCAAGGCCUUGCCUUGAAGUACGGAUGUAGCAUGGAACAAAUUAGGCGAGUAAAUAGGCUACUGCCAACGGAUACCAUCUUCCUGCGGCCGUUUCUUAUGAUUCCAGUAUCGAAAGACUCGCCCCAUUAUCCUAAGGAUCCUGAAGCAAUCAUACGUCCAAACGCGCUAGCCAGCCGGAUGUCAUCCGGUAGUGGUGGUGCAGCUAGCGGCAGCGGUAACAGCAUUAUUAGCAACAAUAACAACAGCAUCAGCUCCGAUGGCAAUGGGUACUCGCUGAGCGAGGAAUCGCCGCUCGUAUCACCGGAGGAGGAAAGUCGCAAGAAUCUGGAAGAGUUUCUUGGCAAAAUCGACAGCUCGAUCGCGUCCACGCGCAAAUGCAUCGCGGAGGUGCAGCGAAACAGUGACUUCGUGACGAGCAGCCAGAGCGACGAUAACCUAUUUUUCUCGUCCUCGUCGGGUGGCGGUGUUAGCGGGAGCGGUAGCAGUGGGUACUAUUCGAAACCGCGUGCCUAUUCGAAUGCGUCGUCUUCGUCCUCGAUCUCGUCUUACCAGCAGUAUCACUAUCACGUGCCGAGCGGUGGCAACAGUUCGCAACACGCGUCCGUUGCCGCUGGUGGCAGCGGCGUCAACCAUCACAAGCGGCAGAGUUCAUCCGGCAGUGCGGCAUCCGAUACGAAUCAGCUGAUUGUGAUGACGCAAGGCAAGCGGGUGCAAAGUUCGCUACAAAAGCUGGAACGUCAGCAAGAUGAACUGUUCGAAUUGUAGCACCAGCCGUGGUUGGCAAAGGCGGAUUCCACCGGAGCAAAGCGAACACUGGAAGGAGAUUCAUUCCUGAGCUUUGCGAUGGAUGACGACGACGACGAUGACGCCGAAGACGAUCAUAACGGUGUGAACUGCCCGAUCGGUUUAGAGACACAAGCUCUAAUGGUGGUUCCUGUAGGAUACGGUGGUCUUAUUGCAUCACACUAUCAUCAUCCUCAUCAUUACAUCACUCGGUAUGUACGCCAUCGACAUACGCUCCACGUACAAUUACAAACGUUUGGCGCUAGUUUAAAGGGCAAGCUGGGCAGCAUUGUUGGCGUACUAAUUAAUCGUACGCGACGCACUGGUAACAUUACGUUGCCAUCUGCCGUCCCAACAAUCGAAGGUACAAGCCUUUAAUCGUUACCGAUGGACUGACACCCUUUGUGCAAUCCUUGUUUAGGGGUAGCCUUUCCAAAGGAUCACUUCGGUUAGGUGUCUGUGGGAAUCUUAUUGUGCUAAUUUACCAUACCAAGUCCUCAUCCAAUCACGAACUUUUUUCAAUCAGUUAAGCAUAUAUUUAUCCAAACUAGCUAUUAUGAUUUCACCCAAUGUAGGACGGUGCUUGAAUGGGUGAGUCGAAAGUCGUGCCCGUUGUAUUAUUUUUGCCCCGAUCCUUGUACUCGUACAAAGUGGUUGGGUAAACUCCACCGCACGAGAUAAGUGCGGUAUCAAACACAGUAUAUUUUUGAUGUUUGAGGACUAGCAAGUCCCCACCCACCAUAACCGUGCAGAGCACACACACACGCAGGCGGUGAUACAUUCACUAUCGGAAGAAUGGUUUCCCCGUUGAGUCCAAAACGAUGGGAAGCGCGCAAAUGUAGGUGCAAAUGAGUGCUGAUUCGAAUAGCAAUUAAACAGUUGGACAGCAACACAGGAGAAGAAACAAUCCGACCGAAAGGUGCUAUUAUAUCUAGAUUAGUAGAAAAAAGUACACUGAAUCCGCGUCAUUUAAUCAGCUUCAUCCGUGCACAUUUACCACACAACCAUCUAGCGUAUGGGCAGAACAGUACACGGCGUCCAGAAGAUAUCGCAACGCUUUUACAGAUAAGCACUCGCAGUAGGGCGUCCGUCGUACAUCCUACAAAAGACGCUUAAAUAGGUCGUCAUUGUCCAUGGUGUCUGCGAAGAAAGUGUGAUAUGAUCUUGAGUAUAUCACAUUCAUUCUUACCAACCUCGUUCCCAACCAGGAACGGAUAAGAUGAUUGGCUGCGACAUGGAUGUAUUGUGACGCAGUGCUAGCAAAAAAAAACAACACACACGCCAUUCAGCGACAAUCGUUUCAACAAUCGUUGAGAGCAUCAUGCAUACAACAACCUGCGUCACUUAGCGACAAACCGCAGAAAUGCGCGGCUUUAAUGCACGUUUCUAUUUUCAUCCUUCACUUUUGUGGGACAUGGCGAGAAAGGGAGGGAGAGUGUUAAUUGCAUCCACAAUCCGGCACCUGGUUUCGGUGGAACCCAACACCCAACACUUAGGGCACCUACUACGAGGUAUUGCAAGUGUUUUGGCGCUUUUCGUACCUCACAAUACUAGAGAUUGUGGACAUGGCUAGUUUACAGUUGCAGUUUAAAAAUAGUCAAAUUGCACGCACUCAUGAAACAUGUUGUGUUUCUUUUAAACGAUUCAAACCACAUUUCAUGACUCAUCACACCUAAUAGUUAAGUGUCGUUAUUCCGAUCAUUUAUCAUAUUACAUAUCGUCGUGAAAUAUUUUAUCAAAAGUAGUGAAACAAAGCACAGUGUAGGAAAGAUGGCAGGAAAUAAUGAAAAGGAAUUGAACCGCAAAGAUAAAAAAGAUAGAGAGAAUAACCGUCUGCAUGGCGAACAAAUUAGCUAACCAAACGAAUCAAAUAAUAAUAUCAAUCGUUUUCCAGUUAUUUGCUUUACAAAACGUUCCAACUCACACAACUGUUGUAGGUAAUUUACAAAGGAGUAAAUUAUUUAUAUUACAUUUAUUCAUCACAUCGCGCACACACACACAUGCAGUGCGGAACCAAAGUAUAACGUGUCAAUAUAAAUCUGUUCGGAUGUUUGGCGUCUGAUUUUAUUAUGCAAAUCAUUGCAAAAGCUUAACCUAGCGUGAAACAAAUUAAUGGACUAUUAAUUAUUAAAACAUUGCUGACCGGUUUUGGGUUCCCGUACUGAUUAAUUUCAGCGUUGUAUUUUUUUUUUUCAUUAACAACCGUUAUCUUCACCAAUUGUGUGUGGUUGAUAAGGAUAAAAUUGCCAGCAUAAUACGUUUAAUAUUUAAUUGUUACAAAACGCGGAAACAAUGUCAGAAGUGUAAAUUGUUUUGAAUCAUUUCAUAAAUCUUAUUAUAAAUCUCGUGUUAUAUAACACUGCUGUACAAAUCAUUAAUAUGUUAUGCCAUUUUGCAUACAAAAAUGAAAUUGAAUCACACCAAUGUGUCUGAAUACAUUCAACAGAAAAACAACACAUUUAAAACGAAAGCAUAAAACGUUAUUAGUUAAGUUAUUUUCAAAAUUGUGAUAUCAUUUAUUACGAAGCUACUGUUUGUAAGUAAUCUCAUUUCAAUCGCUAACAUCAACGCUUUUUGCCUCGUUUUAUUCGCUACGGAUGGAAUCUUACCGUAUCAUCAUUCUUAACAUAGCAAUUAAGGGCUCCGGAUAAACCCGAAUUGAAUGUAGUUUGAACUGGACGGACCAUCUGAUCUUAAUUCCACUAGCAAAACCAAAACGCCUGUAAAGUGAAAUAUAAGAAAUGUGUAUAAAACAAAAAAAGCUCCUAUAAUACUUCACGAUCAGCACAGUUCCGGGAGAUGAUUUGAAGAAAAAUUCCAAAACUACCAGAACAUCACACCAAGUUACUUUCUUAUUCUGGCUCGUGUAAAUAAAGACCAUACUUUGGCCAUAAAGUAUAGUCAAUAAUAGACGACUAACUAAGAGAAGCAUAGUUCGGGAUAAAAUCUCGACUGAUUGUCCAGCUAUGGGUAAGCCAAGCCACAGAUAUUCAGUCAACUGAGCAAGGCAAAUCACACAAGACCUUUGAAAAUCGAGACUAGAGUAUUCAACUAAGAGGGCGUUAAUAGAGACAUUCAAACGAGAUUACACAUCUGAUGAUCAAUCGUAUCAAGCGACUGGUGGUUUAAUAGGAGGUAUCUUGAAGAUCUUGUUACAUGGCUGGAAGUUUCAUUCAUGAUUUACUGCCCGGCAAUUCCUUAACUAUAUAAAGAAAGAGAAGUAAAAACUUAAAGAAAUCAAUCAUAAAAAAGAUCACCAGCAGCAACAUGCAUAGAAUUUUGAGGGAAAUACUUAUUAUCAACAAGAGCUUAUAUUCCGUCUUUUUAAGUUUUAAUUCCGACGAAACUUUCAGCCAUGUAAAAUUGCGUAACCUCAGUUGGCAGAUGCCCAAAACUCCCUUUGAAAUAAAGCGCGCGCGCGCGUGCGAAAACGAGCCUUAGCCGUGUAAAUGUGUGUAUGAUAAUGGUAAUAGUAAUAAUCUUAAAGAGACGUUUACAAUGUCGAUAAAGGAACAACCAAUGUAAAGGAAUCGCGUAAACGAAAGUAGCGUGCUUGUGUAUAUAGUGUGAACAUAUACGAACAACUCCACUGGCUGUAAAGUAACUGGCAAGGGAAAUAGCAGAGUGUAGCGAGCUCCAUCGAAUGGGGCCGGGAUGUGUUAUGUUGAUAUAGAAGGACACAGAAACAUGAGAAGCAGUGAGAAACCGCUAAAGUAAAUGAAAUAAAAUAUAUCUAUAUCAUGUUUAACCAAACAAA
Messenger RNA from Anopheles funestus (African malaria mosquito), 6252 nucleotides. RefSeq names its product lysM and putative peptidoglycan-binding domain-containing protein 1 (gene red). The record is from RefSeq and is a predicted model, not a curated record. NCBI's taxonomy places the organism in Eukaryota, Metazoa, Arthropoda, Insecta, Diptera, Culicidae. The coding region runs from base 1554 to 2477 and encodes 307 amino acids. The transcript has 3 exons.